This is a messenger RNA of Tetranychus urticae (two-spotted spider mite), 1401 nucleotides long. RefSeq names its product astacin-like metalloprotease toxin 5. Gene Ontology annotation, biological process: proteolysis. The record is from RefSeq and is a predicted model, not a curated record. Lineage: Eukaryota; Metazoa; Arthropoda; Arachnida; Trombidiformes; Tetranychidae. Gene Ontology annotation, molecular function: metalloendopeptidase activity; zinc ion binding.
CAGUUGUAAGCCUAACAACAAUCCAAGAGUGAGCGAUUGAAAGAUAGACAUUGAUAUACAUAGAUGAAUAUGAAAAAUUGAUUAUUUGUAUUUCUUACAUUGAUUUUGUUUCGUACUCAGUAUACCAAAAAAACCAGAAGCAUCAUUUAAAAAUUGCAACAAAGUCAGUUAAUUACGCUUAUUAUUGUUAUUCCUAGUGUACUACAGUAAUUAUUGGUACGUGAUUUUGUUAAACAUUUGGUUAACCAUUCAUCAUCAAGCAGCCAGUUUGAUUGAAAAACAACGGUUAUUUAACUUUGGAAAUCGGAUCAUCACUGUUUAUUCAGAACUGUAUUGGAUAAAAUAGGAAAGUGCAUGUAAAUUAAAAAACCCACGUUAAUCAUAGACACAAAGAACCAGGGAAAGGGAGGAAAGAAAGACACUGAAAGAGAAACAAAAAACACCCAUCAAUUAAGCCUCAAUGAACCCAAUUACAUUGUUAAUUAUUUUACUUCCAAUAACAUUUGCAUUUCCAUUGCCAUUAACCAGCUCUUUGGAUGACUAUGUUCAACAAACGGAGCCUCCGAAAUCAAAUGAACACCGUCAAUUUGACCAUCGAUUGAUACAAAAUCCAGACUAUUUCGAAGGUGAUAUUGUCACUCCAAUAGACGAUCUUUGGAGAAAUGCUGUGUCCAGAGAUGAACAACUAUGGCCGUUAGGAGUGAUUCCCUAUGUUAUUGACGCAAGCCUAAACGAUAUUAAAGAGCAUAUUGAUGCAGCAUUGGCACAUAUUCAAAACCGAACAUGUAUACGGUUCAAGAAAAGGACAACAGAAAAAGAUUAUGUUAAAUAUUUUGCUGGAAAUGGAUGCUUUUCAUCGUAUACUGGAAGGAAAGGUGAUCAACAAACUGUUAGUAUUGGUAAAGGAUGUGAUUUUCAUGGACUGAUUGUUCAUGAAACAAUGCACGCAAUUGGCUUUCAUCAUAUGCAUACUCGCUCUGAUCGAGAUAAUUAUCUAGAUAUUUUUUGGAAAAAUAUUGCUGAAAGUUAUAAAGCUCAAUUUAUCGUUCAACCACCGCAAGAGCUACGUUUUAUUACUCCAUUUGAUUAUGAUUCAAUCAUGAUGUAUGGACCGACAGCUGGUAGUAAAGAUAAUAAGUCAGUAACAAUGUUACCAGUUAACCGGACGAUACCUUUGAUUGAUGCCUCUAUUAAACCUGGUUUGAGUAAGUAUGAUAUUGAGGCAGUAAUUAAAUUGUACAAGUGUGAAGAAACGAUGUGACCUGUUUAAUGAUUGUUUUUUUGUGCUGUUGAUGAAACUGAAUUUAGUUCUGCUAAUAGAGUUAUAUUUUUUAUCCUAUUUAUCUCAUUUGCAUACAUUGUAAUAACAAAGCCACAAUAAUUCAUCAAGUUUUUUUUAAA